Molecule: messenger RNA, 1224 nt
Organism: Zeugodacus cucurbitae (melon fly)
Lineage: Eukaryota; Metazoa; Arthropoda; Insecta; Diptera; Tephritidae
Exons: 2
Coding region: 144-1064 (306 amino acids)
Source: RefSeq, a predicted model, not a curated record
AACUUUACAUCAGAUUCACAAGUCAAAACGGACAGAUACAUUUUUGAGAUUAGAAAACAAUUUUUAAAUACAAAUCAGUAAUUUUUAACUACUUUUCUCUGCUAAAUAUAUUUUGUAAAACAAUUUAAAAUUAACCUUUAGCAAUGGACAGUACUGAGGAAUAUCGUACACAAUGGAAAAACAAUUUUUUGGACCAUAUGAAAUCGAAAUUACAUACAAGUACAGGACAGUCAUGUCAAGAGCACACGAAUUACAUGAGCAAAUUGCCCGAAUUUGAAAAGUACAAGCAACAACGCCGGCAAGCGCAGCACACGAGCGGUGGCGAUGCAGAUCGGGCGAUCUAUGAACAUUUUCCCACGCAUAGCAGUCAAGCUGAUAGUUAUCGUGGCAGUACCUACAAUGAGAGCAGCAAUUUUAAUCGUCAUUAUCAGACCAAAUCGAAACAAGCGGCGGCAAUGCCGAUGUCUAGUACCGCUAACUCACACAAAAUGCAUGGCAUGGAUAAUAAUGUAUAUUUAUACGAGACUGAUUCGAAUAUGGGUGGCGUUGGACCGGGUUCCGAGGAGAGCACUAAAUCGCAGAAGUCAUCAAAAACAGUGGUUAGCAAAAAGAGUUCACAUGAACUACGCAAAAUGGUGAAAUCACAGUGUAAGCUACACGAAGUGAUCGAUGAGACUUUGAAGCAAAUGUGUACCACGGAACCGUAUACUUACUCCGAGGGCGCUAAUUCUAGCAUGAAAGAACAGACUGCACAAAUGGGUUUGCAGAAAACACCGGGCUCAUGCAAGCGUUGCACCGAUAAAGUGUAUACACGUUCAAGCCAAAAAGAUGUGAUGACUGAAAUGUCUAAAGGUGACUUUCUUGAAUGUCGCUCAGGCGAUACGCUAACCAUAUCGGUGGAUGAUGUUGUCAACUCUAAAGUGAUUAAUCCGAUGAUACGUAAGCUACAACGCAUGUAUCUUAACAAUUUGCGUGAAGAGAUGUCACUAAUGGAAGAUUUGGAACGUUUGCCACAUAAAGUAAAUGAGGUUUACAAAGCCACCAUAUUUAAACAGAAGGAAUAAAGACGUUAUACGACAAUGUUCUUUGUAGAAAGUUUUUUUUUUUUUAAACAGACAUGCGUGUAAUAGGCGAUGCACAUUUUAAACACAUUUUAUUACUUUAUAAAUACAAUUCAUCAACGCAUUAUUUUCGAAUAAACGAAUUUCUGAUUAUCACACCCAA